Messenger RNA from Cylindrotheca closterium, 651 nucleotides. The record is from the annotation of a GenBank genome assembly. NCBI's taxonomy places the organism in Eukaryota, Bacillariophyta, Bacillariophyceae, Bacillariales, Bacillariaceae.
AUGGAUCGUUUUCUCAGAAGCCAUCUUAUGCAGAUCAUUUAUCGCAGUGCCUCUUUGCCAACGUCGCCUCUUGGAUUCAAGAUGUGUGCUUGUGUCAAGAUGCACAACAUGCAUGUGUCGGAUUCCUUUCCUGAAGCCUUGGGUAUAACUUCACCUGCUGAAUGUCAAGCCUUUGUCAACUACCUCUUCCCAUAUGAAGAUGAAGAAAGGUCAUGGGAUGGCCAUCCAGAAGGAUAUGUUGCCCAACGGUUGCCAUUGCCUAGUACAACGCCUGUUGUUCCGCCUGUGGACAAUGACAUGGCGGAGUUCAUUCAGGCAGCCAAGCACCACAAGCCUAGCUCACGUCAAGCAACAGUUUGUGCACCAAUACCAGCUCCUGGAGAUUUGCUCGUACUUACAGAAGAUGGCCAUUUUGAAGAUGGGCACGGAACUAAUUUUGAGCCACCUGAAGAUCAUGCUACGACCCAGCUGCCAGCGGUGACACCAUCUCCUUUGCAAACUCGUCACAUGAAUGUCAAUCAUCCAGAUUCCAAUUGGUUCCAAGAUGCCACAGGAGGUAAUCCGUUUGCUGGUGGUAUGAACAGGACAAACAUACCACUCCAGUCGCCAGCCCAAGGUAUGCCUCCUAAUGGAAUCCACAAUUCAACAUGA